Ostrinia furnacalis (Asian corn borer) is the source of this 3756-nucleotide messenger RNA. RefSeq names its product vacuolar protein sorting 50 (gene Vps50). NCBI's taxonomy places the organism in Eukaryota, Metazoa, Arthropoda, Insecta, Lepidoptera, Crambidae. The record is from RefSeq and is a predicted model, not a curated record. Bases 448 to 3186 code for a protein of 912 amino acids. Gene Ontology annotation, biological process: endocytic recycling; retrograde transport, endosome to Golgi. Gene Ontology annotation, cellular component: EARP complex. Gene Ontology annotation, molecular function: SNARE binding. The transcript has 4 exons.
UUUUUUGAAUUUCUGUUUAUAUUGUUACGUAUGGAAUCAUUAUACAAAAAAGUAGUGAACAUUCCAAGAUAGGUAUUGUCCGGGAGCGUUAAUGUUAAAAUAUUUAUAAGCUAUUACUAGAAAGAAGCACGCUGUUACUUUUAUUUUCGUUUGUCAGUCAAGUGAAGGAAAUCUCAUUGAAUUUUCAAUUUUGUGAUCUUACUUGGAUUAUUUUUAACUUGUAAUGAUACGAAUAAACUACUCGAAUAUUGUGCGAUAGCUUAGCUGUGUCUCUCUAAAGGAGACAAUCUUAUUACCGAAUCACGACUGAACAUAAUUUCAUAUACACGCAUCACAAAGUAAAGUUUGUUUAAAUUGUUUGAAAUAAUACAUAAUGUAAAUCAUCCUGCGAUAAUUCUGCAACUAGUGUUGCCUAUUUCACCAACGGAUACCUUGCUGGCAGACAAAAUGUUAUCAGACGACAGAGUGGAGAACAGACAUGGGCCUCCCGGAGUCAAUUCAAGGUCUCUCAGCGCUGCUCAUUCCGCUGCAGAUCUUGAGGUCCUCCGUGAAAUAGACCACGUGUACUUCUCUCCUCCAUCCGAGUUCGACGCGGGCCGCUAUGUGUUGGAACACGCGCCCAGCCCGCCCACUCUGGAAGCCGUCGAGCAGAUGUUCACCAAGCUCAAGCGGCAGCAGCAGGUAGUCUCCGGCAAAGCGCUCCACCUGAUCUCCCAACAGCGCGACAACUGCGACCGUGAGUUUGCCGAAAUCCAAAACAUUCGCGAACAGCUAGCCAACACCUUAGAGACCUGUCGCCAAGCUAGGGAACACCUGCGCAAUUCCUCAAACCAUUUGACUAUCUCCACCUUUGUCAUUCUAGCUAACGUGAGAAAGAGACAGAUAAUCCGUUCGGUGCUGAAAUCUCUCGAACUGCUCCGGAGUUUGCGCAGCGUCGAAAGAGAUGUCGCGGAGUUGCUUAACAAAAAAGAAUACUUUGAAGCGAUAGAACUCAUUCUCAAAAGCAGAAAAGCGGCUGCAAAUCACAAAGAAUACACGUGCAUAGCGGAUUUAGCCACUAGAUUGCAGGAUACCUUAGAUAUGACGGAGGAAAAGUUAGAUUCGGUGUUGUCAUCAAUAUGCUACAAUUUCGAUGAGAAAACUUUUAGGAAAUUGAGACGCGCGUACACUUUGUUAGGCAAAACUCAGGCUGCUAUGGAGCAGUUACAUAUGCAUUACUCUUCAGCAGUGAACGAGACCUCCAUAGAGGCUGUGAAGCCGUAUAUAGGGGAGGUUUCGAUGGAAAUGAAGUUCCAAGAUAUGUGUCAAGCGGUGCAACCAACCAAAGCUCCUAUAUGCCUACUGAAUCUAUGCGAAAACCUGUUCUUGAUCAUGAGGAGUUACUACUUGCUAGUCAACUGGCAUACUAAGCAUGAUGAGGAGGAAACGAGUCCAAGUACCAGUAAUGUGUUUGAAAUAGAAAGGAAUGUCAGCAGGGAGUACAUUAGGCAGAAGUUAAAAGCUGGGCUGAUCAGGAUAUGGCACGACGUCCAGGCUAAGGUGUCCACGUUUUUGAAAAGCUCCGGCUUGGAAGAGUACCCUUUUGAAAAGUUUAUACAAAUGCUAGGAAUAUUAAGGAAAUUGACGCAAGUGGCCGAAGUGUUUUGCGGCGACAAGUCGGACCUUCUGCAAGAUUUUAUCAAGACGCAGAGCGUUUUGUACAUCAAAAACUACCAUAGAGGCAGGAUGGAGGAGUUGAAACUCUUUUUGGAGAACGAGGGUUGGGAACAGUGUCCUGUCAAGUCAACUUUCAACCUGCUAAACUUGCAAGAGUUUAAGCAGUUCAAGAAAUAUUUAAAUCCGAAAUCAGACACGUCUAUGAUCAAAACGCUAUCAGAUGGAACCUCCUCCGUACAUUCCCAAGAGGACAGCGUGUAUAUUGUGAAAUAUUUCAACCAAAAAACAAACCACACACCUUUCGAGAUCUUCCGUAACGAAAACGUAACUAACGACGACAUUUUCGGCCUAGAACCUGAAUUGGAACCCAGUGACGAGUCAGAUGAUGAGCCUGAAGAAUUGAAAAGGGAAUUCGUUGAUGAAGUUGACAGACACGAAUACACAACCACAAAUAACAACGAGAAGAUUCUGGAAAGCCCUUCGAAGAUCAAAGAGAGCGUCAUAGUAACGAAUACCACUCUAUCAGUGCUGAGAAAUUGUGGACAGUACUUGCAAAUCUGCAGGUACCUUCCCCAGAUUUCUUUAGAAGUGGUCAUGCUCAUGAACCAGUUGUUUGACUACUAUUUCUAUACAGUCCACCUGUUUUUCACGUCAGAUUUGGAUGUGGCAUCUACAACCUUAUACAGUACAAAAUUGAGUGCAUCCUUGAAGAGGAUAUCGAAUAGUAUCGACACAACUUCAGGGGACGGUGAUGGAAAGGCGUUUUUAUGUCCGGACCUGCCUCAGCACUUGGAUAUGAAUUCAGAGGAGACUUUACAUGGUCUGACCGAGAGAAUUGUGGCAGUUGAAAGCGUGAUAUUCCUGGCUAAACAGUACGAGUUGCUCCAACCGUAUUUGGAGUCCAUAGUAGCGUCACAUCAGAAGCUGAUUUUGGAGCAUUUUAGAGACAACACGCUGGCUGUAGUGGUAGACCUACGAAUGCCAGUAUACAUGUGUUCAGCAUCUAAAGCUGUCGACGCGAGAUCGGCUCUUAUCGCCAUGUCCCAAGUGAGAUGGGACGUGAAAAACGUCGCAGUGGAACAUAGCCCUUACGUGGACAUGAUAACGCGCAAAAUCCAAGUCUUCGCUUUACGUCUCGAAAACAUAUCCGCCAAAGUGACUCUGAACAUCGAAGUGCUGAAUUCUAUCUGGUCUAUGGUCUCAAAAUUCAUAGUCCAUUUGCUGGUCGAAGGGUUUUCUAACGCUUCCAAAUGCUCGAACGGGGGGAGAGGUCUCAUGCAGUUAGAUUAUCGGCAGUUAUUCGUGAAAUUAGAAAAGAUAUCUGGGUUGAAACCUAUUCCGUAUCAAGACUACGUUGACAGAUAUGUGAAAGCGUAUUAUUUACCAAGGAAAGGUCUAGAAGAAUUCGUAAGAGAGAGGACUGAAUAUUCCAAUAAGCAUCUCCUAGCGUUGAUCACGAGUGCUUGUGAAAAUAAGAGGGACAGGCAAGCUUUAACGGCGAUAAUUGAAGGCAAAGACGCGCCAUCUUGAAUUUAUUUGGAUGAUUUUCCUAAAAUGUACUUAAUUAAUUUUUAAAAAGCUUAAAACUGGUUUAUUUAAUUUAAAUAAAAUAACUAGUCCCAAAAAGUUGAACUUGUUCGUGACUGCACAUCAAAUCAUGCCUACAUAAUAUAGUUAUCCGACGAUCGAAAAAGAUACAUUUUAUCCCUAACUAACAAAUAAAUAUGACAAAAGAACUGGUUGAUCUAGCCUUAGUGGGGACUACAAAAUUGUUCUGUCCUUGUUAAAUAGCGCAAAAUUGAUAUAAAUUAAUUAAUUUGUCAAAAUAAAGUCGAAUAUUAAUGGUACAAAAUUAUGUCUUAGGUAUAAGAUAUAAAAAUGCAUAUAAUCCUGUAUGUUAAAAUAUAGCUUACUAAUUAUUUUCAUCUGAUUUAAUAUUAUGUUCAUAGAUUAUUGAUUUAAUUGAUCCAUAGUUCUCAAUUCGUUUUAGUUAUUUUAUGAAAUUAAUUUUAUCUUUGCAAAGCGAUCUGAGUGGGACUGAAAUUUUAUAUGGUCCUUCGAGCCGGAUAAGUCAUCUUAUUAAUGUAUUGUACUUAAUAA